Molecule: messenger RNA, 2005 nt
Organism: Lates calcarifer (barramundi perch)
Lineage: Eukaryota; Metazoa; Chordata; Actinopteri; Centropomidae
Gene: dgcr6
Product: DiGeorge syndrome critical region gene 6
Exons: 5
Coding region: 267-851 (194 amino acids)
Source: RefSeq, a predicted model, not a curated record
UGCAUGUAAGCUAAUAAACAAAACGUUACAACCGUACAGCUUAAAAACAAUCACUUUUUCCUUAUCACGUUGCUUUUGUAACUUAAAGUGCGUUUAGUUAACUGACGGACAUCAUUAGAUGCAGGCUAGUCUGUAAAAGACAAUAUAUUGCCUUGUUUCUAGGAACUUUUAAAUAUAAAAAUAGUGAAAUUAGCCCAAACCGGUAUUGCUAGCUAGCUGAAUGCGUUGAACAGCGUCCUCUUGUUCUCAUCUUCCCUGUUAAGGAGAUGGAUGGUUAUCCCGGAGUCAUUGGCGGUGAUUCUACAAAACAACAAGAAAGACAUUACUACCUGUUGUCUGAACUGCAAACUUUAGUCAAAGAUUUACCAAGCUCCUUCCAGCAGCGCCUGUCCUACAAUACGUUGAGUGACCUAGCUCUGGCACUCAUAGACGGGACGGUUUAUGAGAUUGUGCAGGGGCUCCUGGAUAUUCAGCAUCUGACGGAGAAAAAUCUAUACAACCAGAGGCAAAAGCUGCACUGUGAACACCAAGCACUCAAACAAGAUCUGACACGAAAACACAAAGACGCUCUGCAGUCAUGCAAGUCUCACAACCUUGCACUUCUCAAAUCAAACCAACAAGCAGAGCUAGAGGCUCUGGACAUUCGUGUGCGAGAGGAACAAAGAAUGAUGGAUAAGAAGAUUGUCGCAGAAAUAGAUCAAAAAGUGAUAGACCAGCAAAACACCCUGGAGAAGGCGGGAGUCCCUGGGUUUUAUAUCACCACUAAUCCUCAGGAGCUGACAAUGCAGAUGAAUCUACUUGAACUGAUCCUCAAGCUUCAACAGAAGGAGUCACAAUCUGGAGUUCAAUGAGAAAGAUGAGAAAGAAGCCUAAUUGUGCCAAAAGAAACAGAUACUGUGUGCUCACUUUCCAGUUAUAGUGAGAUUCACUGUGCUGUGGUCAGCAUUUAACAUUGCUGUCUGUAAGAAGCACCAAGUUCAGAAAGUGUUGAACACCUGUUGUCCUGAAUUUAAUUAUUUUUACCAUUAUGAACCUGUUGGAGAAGGCUGGUUCUUAAGUAUUCAAGUAAAAGGUUUUAACUAGUGAAGGGGAGCUGUAGCAGGUUGUGAAAAGCACUUAAAUGCCAUGUCACGCAUUGUGAAAUUAGGACGUUUUGCUGAGAGUCCUUUUAUGGACAUAAUGAAAUGAACAGAGAUGACUGUACCUGGAAGUAAUGUUGUGACCAAUGAGAUCUCUUCAUAAGUGCCUCUGUAAGAGAGCAGUCAGCAACAUUUGAGGUGAAAAGCAAAGUUUUAUUCCUUUGUGUGUACACAGAGACCAAACUGAGCAGCAGUAGUGUUCUGACACCAAAUAUAAAGGCAAAUUCUGUAACUUUCCACGUUAUUGCUUUCAGCAGUUAUGAAAGAUGUUGUGGAAGGUUGUGUGAAAACCUGUUUAUUUAAAUCAGCCACUGUACACAUAAUUAGCUACUAGUAGCUUCCCAUCACAAUGUUGCUUUCAAAUAUAUAAAGAAGAAAUAAGGUGAAAUGUGUCAUUUCCAGUGUCCUGGCUCUGAUCUGAACUGUAUUUGAGGUUAGGGGUUCAAAUUAGGUAUUGAGCUAACUUCAGUACAUUCACAUUGAUAUUUUUAAAAUGUCAGGAGUGGUUAAUGUUAAUUGUCUGACACAAACAAACAAAUAAAUAGAUAAACAAUAGGGAGUUUAGCUACUGAUAUGAUAUACAGUAUGAACAAAACCAGAAUGGACGAGAGCAUUAUAAAUUUCAGUGUGAUAUUCUACACCACAAAAUUCAUAAAGCAAGUUUCUCAAAAUGCCUGUGGUCUGUAAACAAUUCAACAGAAUUGAGUUCUCUAAGCACUGAUAUAAAUCUUUUAGUGAUGUAUGUGAGUAGCACUGUGUUCCAAAUUGUUUCGCUUGAAGACGGCUACUGCUCAUCACUCCAUGUGGAGCCAGUUGCAGCUUGAUUGGAUAAAAUAAUCAAAAAAUAAAUCUGCAUCUGAACAGAA